GUUCUUUUCGCUGAAGGGUCAGUUUGUAAACAAAAUUAUAAAAGGGAAAUAUGUCCGGCUUAGAAGAGUAUCAAUUUUUACGAAAAAGACACGUCAGAUUCCUACAGAGAUGUGUCCAGGUCCUCCCAUAUAGUGCCGUUACCUUUGACACAAGUCGCAUGACCGUGUUGUUCUUCACACUGUCCGGCCUUGAUCUGUUAAACGCACUGGAUGAAAUAGAUGAUGCAGAGAGAAAGCACAUCAUUGACUGGAUAUAUUCCUUACAAAUAUUACCAGAAGAUAAAGACCAAAUGUCAAGAGCAGGAUUUCGCGGCGGUUCGUCCCUCGCCAGCUGUAGGUCAUCAAACAAGUACCUCUCAAACAUUUCCUCCUUUGACUGUGGUCACAUCACCAUGACCUACACAGCCCUAGCAUCUCUAGUCAUCCUCGGUGAUGACCUGAGUCGGGUUAACAGGGAAGCUGUCCUAGCACAUGUUGCAGCUCUGCAGUGUGAGGAUGGCAGCUUUUUCUCAACUUUGGGUGGAAGUGAAAACGACAUGCGAUUUAUGUACUGUGCUGCCACAAUCUGCUAUAUUCUGCAGGAUUUUUCAGCUAUCAAUAUAGAUGCUGCCGUAAAGUACAUAGUUAAUAGCAUGAGUUAUGAAGGUGCUAUGGGUCAAGGUAUUUACUUAGAGUCACAUGGUGGAAGCAGUUAUUGUGCAGUAGCAACAUUGCAACUCAUGGGAAAACUAGAUUCAGGUCUUUCCAACACUCAGCGUCAGAGAUUAGUCAGGUGGUUAGUUAGCCGUUUGACGGAAGGAGGUUUUCAAGGUCGGCCGAACAAGCGAGCUGAUACCUGUUACACUUUUUGGAUAGGAGCUUCACUUAAGUUGCUCGGGUGCUUGGACCUCCUAGACAUCAGCACACUGAGGCAGUUUGUACUCUCAACACAAGAUCCAAUCACAGGAGGACUAGCUAAAUACCCCGACACUCCCCCUGAUGGCCUGCACACCUACCUUGGCAUCAGUGGACUAGCACUUCUUGAACAAGAUGAACUUCGGACCAUAGACCCAGCACUGAACAUCACCCAGAGAGCUCUAAAACACUUACAUACUUUGCACAAAAAUAAUCUUCAAAAUUCUGAUCCAUCUAUUAAGUGUUGAUAAGUAUUUUUAUAUUUUUUCCCCAUGUCUUUAGUCUUUUGCAUUACUAGAGAAAUUUAAAUGAAUUACUAUUUAAAUAGAGGCAGAUGAUUAUAGAUAAUAUAUAUAUACACUUGUAUACAUAUAUAUAUGUAUAUACUUUGUGGGUAUAUAUAUAAACAAGGUCAGUCCAGAAAGAAACCAAACUUAGGGGAAAAUAUAUAUUGCUUUGCCUGCUUCUGAUUAGUCCCUUAAGUGUUGAUAUACAGUUUCCAUUUUUCCAGUUCAGGAGCACUUUAUGAAGGCUUCAGCUCAGGUCUUUUACAGUUUUUCUUGUAUCUCUUCCAUUGUCUGAAAUCAGCCAAUAGGAACUUUAUCCAGAGUAAGGAUUGGCACAUGAGCAAAUGCAUUAUCUUUUUUUUGUUUCCUACAAAAAGUGCUCUUUGUAAGGAAAUAAUAUUUUUUUGCAUCUACAUUUUUUAAGUUCAGUUUCUUUUUAGAAUGACCUUGCAUAAUUAUGCUUAGUGAUGGUUUUAGUAAUUCAGAUAUGUAGAUGGACUCAAACUAUUUAAGGACUGUAUAUAAUGUAAAUGUCUAUGGAUGGUUGUGAGAUGUUACACUUCUUUCUCUUCUUGAAUAUUUUAUGGUAAUUGCUCACUGUUAACAGAAUUUUGGUCAUUAAUAUUGAUUAUUACUCUUACAAUUAUUAUGAAUAUACUAUUAUUAUUAUUAUUAUUAUUAUUAUUAUUGCUCUUAUUAUCACUAUUAGUAUGACUGUUAUCUACUAUACAAUUAUUAAUUUUUCCCAUUUUUUCUUACUUUCUUACUUUUUCAUAUUGUGAUCAGAGAGUGUGAAUGUGUCCGUAUAUGUGCACACGUUUUGAUAUUUGCUUG
Penaeus chinensis is the source of this 2015-nucleotide messenger RNA. It is a transcript of the gene betaggt-I, whose product is annotated as geranylgeranyl transferase type-1 subunit beta-like. Gene Ontology annotation, molecular function: CAAX-protein geranylgeranyltransferase activity. Gene Ontology annotation, biological process: protein geranylgeranylation. The record is from RefSeq and is a predicted model, not a curated record. Bases 51 to 1142 code for a protein of 363 amino acids. The transcript has 7 exons. Gene Ontology annotation, cellular component: CAAX-protein geranylgeranyltransferase complex. Lineage: Eukaryota; Metazoa; Arthropoda; Malacostraca; Decapoda; Penaeidae.